CAUUUUCCUAAUAAGACCUGCUCACGCAGCACUUUCAAUCCUCUCCUGAUUAUUGAAUCUUGUCUUACGCUCAACGAAUUGUGACGUUUCCCUCUUGGCUAAUUCAUUUACCACAACCAAAUACAUCAUGACGACCAACAUCACCGUACCAGACGAUUGGAACAAGAAGGCCACGGCCACAGACUACACCUCCCCUGUCGCCGAGGACAAGCGAGCAGAAGAGGACGAAGAAUCCUCCUUGUUCAGGAGAGUCUACUCAAGCGAUGGCACCAUUGUUUGGUACCUCAUCGCCCACCGCCGCGCAACGCUCCUGCCACCAAACCAUCCUGAGUGGCCCGCCUACGUGGACGACGACCCUCAGGCGCUGGAAUACGAUGAAGACGUCGAGACUCUGAAAAACGACCCGCCAAUCGUUCCCGACGCUGCAAAUCGCUACGACAAAUCUAGCGUCGUGGUGACAGGCCUCCAGGAGGCCACGCAGACAACGCGUAUAGUCCUCAGGAAGGAAGCUACUACCGUCAAACAAGUCUUCAUCCAGGCCGAGGAUCUGCUGGUUUAUCGAGGGAGUCAUUUCCGCUACGAAAAUUGUGAUCUGACCGUCUUCGCGAAGCGCAUCAUCGUUGUUCCGAGAGCAGGCGAGCCAACGUACACCGAGGCAACGCCAAACGAGGAGAAGUUUGUGCUGUUUGACUGUUCGGGAUCCGAGGGCGCUCGUCAAAAGCAGCCAGAGACCCCGCAGCAGGCCGCGAAUGCUUCAUGGAGUGACUGGGGACCGCACGAAAAUGCCAAAGCUGGCACAGCCGGCAAAGUGGGCAAGGCCGGAAAUCCGGGCGGAAAGGGAAAUUCCAUCAACUUCUGUGCGGCCGACAUCAUGGGCGUGGUGAAGCCGGGAUUCGACCUUUCGCCCAUCACUGUCUGGUUUAAUUGUCGUGGAGGCAAGGGUGGACUAGGUCAGCCGGGAGGGAAUGGUGGUAAGGGCGGCAACGGUAUCCGACACAGCAUUGGAAGUGGCUCGACUCCGACCUUUGGACUUGAGGACGUCGUGAACGGAGCGGACGGAGGCGCGGGGGCAGACGGCGGUGCUGGGGGCCAAGGCGGCGCCGGAGGCGACAGCUUCGUUCGUUUCUACACCAGAGACCGGUUCCAUUAUGGCAAUCGUUUCACCGGGCUCAACCCAUACAAGGAGAACCGUCCGGGGCCUAAUAACUGGUCUGGCGAUAAUGGCAUCGGCGGCGACGGCGGCGACUACGGCUACGCGAAUAUCCCGGGCUACACGAUACCAAGAGGCCAAUGGGUUCCUCCUAGAACGGUCACUGGCAAAAGCGGAAACGGCGCUAGUCAGGCUUUGAAGAAGUUGACGAUUGACAACACUCUUUCGGCGGACCAUCCGGCAGGAACUGCGACAGCCGCUGCUCACACGAAAAUUGGGACAUUCGCCAUGCUGCUCAAUCCGCUCUUUCUGCAUAUGCUUGUUCAAAGAUUGUCCUUCGAGUAUGAUGUGCUGUUUGGAAGCUACUUCGAUACCUUGUCCGACAAGCACAAAUCGAUCCAGCGACUUCGCUUCGACCGCAGUCUAGCUUGGGUCAAAUCGCUCUGCGAAAGCGUGUUGGAGUUUAUGGACUCGGACAAGCUUGUUCAAGGCACAGAAGACCUGAAGUUCUAUCUCGAACCUGAUAUCGCCGAUAUGAAGGAGCCUUACAAGACAAAGUUCCUGGCUUGCGAGAAGCACUUCCGCGAAGAGGCGACAAGAGACAGCCGCUGGACCAACUCGGGAGCAUCCCGCGCCGUAAUGAAGCUGGCCUGGCAAAAAUCUUUCGACUAUAUUCCAGAUCUCAGCUUCUCAUUGACUACGCUACACACGGCAGUAACGGAGCUGAACAGCGUCGAAAAGACUCGAAGCGAGGACGCGAAAUAUCUGAAGACACUUGACAACAAAGCCACCGACGUGAGCGCGAGGCUCCAAGCAUACGGACGGACCAUCGCCAGCAUCGAUACGCGACGUGACCAGGCCGUCAAGGACAUCAACGCAGCAGUCAUUGAUAUCAGAGCUGCGCAAAUACGGGUCACAGACGCUAUCAAGAACUGCAACACCGAGGUAGAAGCUCUGGCAUUUGCGAAGCCUGCCAUCUUCACCUGCGAUGGUAUAGUCAAGGUCCUUGGCGCCGUGGCUACCUGCCUCAUGUUCACGCCAGAGGCAAAAGGUAUCGUAUUGGCAGGAAAUAUCCUUUCCGUGGGCUCAACUGCCUAUGAUUUGUUCUCGACGGUCAAGACGAGCGGCGGAACUGUCGACGGAGCCGUGCUUUCCGCAAACGUCAAACGCAUUGCCGAUGAUGUCCAUGGAGAUGCCUUGAUCAGUGCCGUGGGAGCAGCAUCGAGCCGCACGGCAGCAGAAGAUGGCGACAAGGAUGUCGUCAAGACGGUCUUGACGCUCAAAUCUAGCUUUGAUCAGCUUCGCUCCCAGUACUUCCCAGGGGAGGAUGGGGACAAAGCCAAUCUCGCGUUUGACCUUCUCGUUGCUGAGGCGCAGAAGCUCAACACCGCGGUGUUGACGUACAAACGAGCUGUUUUGACAGGCGCCCAGAUCGAAGUGUUCAAUACGCAGCUUAAAAUUGCGUCGGCGGAUUUGCUGGGCAUGACGCCCUCGGUCCCGGGCGUCAAGCUUCAGAUCUUCGUCCAGCUCUACGAUCAGGCGUAUAAUUGGCAGAAGGCUCGUGUGGUGAAGAGCUACCUCGAUGCCAUUAGGGUCAUUGGCGCGCUGAAACUGGAGGCUCCAACGAUUUCAAAGUCGAUCAUCGAUCUUGGGACGUGGGAUAAUUUCACUGGCAAAUUGUUCAACGAGGUCAUUCUGCCGCAGCUUUGGGCCGAGAACGAUAAUAUGCGGCGAUUCAACGAUACGUAUACGUUGACGGCUUCGCCAUAUGUUCACACUAUCAACAAGACUUCUCAUCCUGAUGUUUUUGGCCUCAAGCUCGAUAGCGGCAAGCUUGUUCCAAUCACAAACAAGGACGGCAAGGCGAAAGGACUCCAACCUUUCAACCUCUUCAUUGACUCGACGAACUGCGAGGAUAUCCUUGGCAUACCUAUUGAUGACAUUGCUGAUGUCCGCUUGAAGCAAGCGACCGUUGUUCUGAAAGGCGCUCGACUACCAAAGGAUAAGGAGCAAGCGAAUGACAGCAACCAGAUCUUGCUCCAUGUCGACUUUCCGGCUGGAUUCUGGGUCACGAAAGGCAUCAAACAGAAAGUCAUCGAUCCAGACACCCAACAAGAAACCGAAGAAGAGGUCGAGUAUUUUUUCAAGAAGGCGCCGAUCGAGAGGAACGUCACGUACACCUACGAUUUCAGCGAUGCGACGAAAACAAAAGUCACGUCUCACGCUUCGGCGCAAUUCGUGACACUAGACGAAGACAAGAAGAUUGAACGGCCGCUUUUGAGUCCGUUGACUGAGUGGUCUGUGUCGUGGAACACGGCGUACGAUGUCUCGAACGUGGAGGAGAUCGAGUUCACGUCUGAGAUUAUCUUCCGGUCUCGACUCGAUCACGAGCCUCAUGUUACCACCGCUAGGGCCUACUCUGCACGAACUAUCAACAAGAGGGCAGUCAUGGCAGCGUCGUCAACGCAUCAUCGUCGCCGCCAUGACAUUCCCAGUAUACCAAUUCACCUUUUCGCGGCGGAUGAUCCGGUCCCAGCGCCAGCGAUGGGCACGCUGGCGACGAUAUAUGAUCCGUUCUCAGGCUACGACGAGACCAUCUUUGGGGAUAAGUCGUCUUACAACUUCGCCUUAAGCAUUGAUAAUAUGCGGACAUAUCGCCGAAGCGAUGCCUUUGGUCGCGCUACAACGGGCCUGAUGAAGUGGUUGGUACCAUAUCAUUUCACAAAUGAACGAACAUUGGACGGCCGUGCAUUCCGAUCCUUUUCAUCGUUCGGAAGUGAUCCAAGCUCAAGGGGAGACAUGUUCAAUAAGACCACCUCGUCGGAUUAUGCGACUGGUGUAACGACAUGGCAUCGAGUUGUGAGAGAGCAGUUCGGAAACCUUCCCGACAGCGAACGCGAUUCGACUUUUCUAUCUGAUUGGACGGCAAAGGACUAUCAUAGCUCGAUUGCAGCUGGUAGAGUCACGAUGUCCGAUGCCAACGCCGGGAUGCUCAAAGGUACCCUUUCACAAGCUCAGCUCGAAGCACUUGCCGUCGUUCGCAUCAAGUCAAUCCCUGUUGGCGCGACGUUCAUUACGCCGGUGCAUAGUAUGGAACUGAUGAAACGCAUCACGCCUAUUGGGAAGUUCAUUUAUCUCUGGCAGAACCAUGAGAAGAUCCAACAGGAUGAGAAGCUGUGGCUUGAGAAGGGGUUGCCUGUCAGCGGGUCGAUGGUUCGUCUUGGGUACUCUGGGUUGGUUCGCAUCGGAAACGUCAAGCAUAUCAAGGACGUGAAUGGCUGGAACUCCUUGUCGAUUCCGGCUAUGACGUCGAGCUGGCACUUCUUGACCGGCGGCAAUGACUGGGGCAUGUUUUGGAACUCGAACAGAGUCAACGAGGUGUACUUUACGAAUUACAUGGAGGGAAAGUCGCCGUUACGUGCUGCAGACAAGGUCAAUAAUUUUGGAGGCACGGCACUCAUGGCGCGCUCGAUGACGAAUUUCGAACUUAACCUUGAAGCUCAUCGCACGGGGAAGACGGUUGCAGAAGUCUUGAAGACCAAGGACGCGGCGUUUCAAGCGGCGUAUUCGCGGAGUAUGAAGUGGUGGACUUAUCUGGAUGUCGCGGGCGUUGCUGGCGCCGCGGCGCGAUCACUCACAGGCUCGAAUAUGAAUGCGGAACGACUCAAUAUCCCGAUGGAGGUGCCUUUUUACAAGUAUAUCGAUCAGAUGAAGCUUGAAGCCGACUUGAAGAACAAAUCACCCGAAGACGUCAUGAAAGAUGCAGUCACGAACGCCGCAACAAUUGAAAAAGUCCCCAUCGAUUCCGCAGGUCUUACAGUGGAAAAAGAAGGUCGACGCAUCAGCGUUCUCGACGGCUCACUUCCUGGUCUAGUCUCUUCAGAUGGCCUCGCAACUCUCGGAGUCCCAGAAAAAGAUUUAGCGCUUGCGCGAAAGAAGACAAUCCAUAUGAUGAGCACUGCCUUUUCCGACGACGCCAUUCGCGGCGCGUUCCACACCGAGAUGCAAACACUCAUCGAUGACAAGCAGAAAGAAUUCCAAGCCCUGGACGCCGAGGAAUUAAAGAAUAACCCAAGCAUCGAUGCAUCGAAGUUCAAAGAACAAACCUCACCAGCCGACAUGAUCGAAAGGAUUCAGAACGACCCUGGCUUCAUUGCCCGCGCGGCUCGAAUCACAAACGAAAAAAUCGCCUCGCAGUUUCAGUCCCAGCUUGUAAAUGAGCUUUCCUCAUCCGUCAAACUCGCAUCGACGCUUCCAGACCGGCAGAAAUCCCGCGCCAUCACUCGUCUCGCGGACCAUGUCGUCGUCAACGAAGUCCAAUCCCGGUUGCAAGAACCAAACGGCGUCGUAAGAUCCUAUCUCCGCUCCUCUCUAAUUCGCAAGACAAUCGACACCUCAACCUUCACAAUGGCCGACGCCGUCUCCAUAAUCUCACGCUUGAACACUCAAUCGCAACAGCAACAAGCAGAUUGGAAACGAGAGCAAGGCGUCUUGAGUGCCAUUAAACCUGAAGAUUUGGAUGCGUUGGAAAGGCAGAGAUUGAAAGUCGAGGAUGCGAAGAGGGAAUUUGAGGAGACACAGGCGAGGAAGGAGAGUUGGGAACGGGCGAAGGAGUAUGGGAAUGAGGGGAAGGGGGGGAAGGAGGAUAAGAAGCUGGAGGCGGAGGAGAAGACGGUGGAGAAGAAGGUGGAGAAUGUGAAGCCAUAG
Molecule: messenger RNA, 5857 nt
Organism: Diaporthe batatas
Lineage: Eukaryota; Fungi; Ascomycota; Sordariomycetes; Diaporthales; Diaporthaceae
Exons: 2
Coding region: 128-5857 (1909 amino acids)
Source: RefSeq, a predicted model, not a curated record